AUGAACACUCCAAUGAAUCAAAAAGAGAAGCUUAUCAAGGAGGAUAGAACAUAUAAAGUUGAUGAAGCUUAUUUUAGAAGCUUGAUUGGGUGUCUAAUGUAUCUUACAUCCACAAGGCCUGACAUCUUAUUCCCAGUUAGCUUGCUGUCAAGAUUUAUGCACUGUGCUAGUGAAUUGCACUUGAAGGCAGCAAAGAGAGUUGUAAGAUACAUCAAAGGAACUGUUAAUUAUGGAGUUAAGUACCACAAGGUACAAAACUUUAAAUUAUUUGGUUUUUCUGGCAGUGAUUGGGCUGGUAGCUUGGAUGAUAUGAAGAGUACUUCAGGGUACUGUUUUAGUAUGGGUUCAGGUGUUUUCUCUUGGUGCUCCAAGAAGCAAGAGGUUGUAGCUCAAUCAACAGCAGAAGCUGAGUUUAUUUCAGCUAUAGCAGCUGUGAAUCAAGUUAUUUGGUUGAGGAAUAUUUUAACAGAUUUGG
Vigna radiata var. radiata (mung bean) is the source of this 475-nucleotide messenger RNA. RefSeq lists its product as uncharacterized. The annotation marks the transcript as partial. The transcript has a single exon. The record is from RefSeq and is a predicted model, not a curated record. NCBI's taxonomy places the organism in Eukaryota, Viridiplantae, Streptophyta, Magnoliopsida, Fabales, Fabaceae.